GUCAAUCGGAGAACAAGGGUAACAAUCUAUUUUGAUGCAGCCUUUGACCAACAAUCUUUCAAAUCUGUUUUAGGUACGAUAGUACGAGAUGUGGGGGGCGGGAUCUUGGCAUCAAAGAUGGUCAUCCACUCCGAUAUAUCAUCUCUGUUUGCGGCGGAGGCACAUGCAGGAUUACAAGCCAUGAGAUUAGGAAUUUCUUUAGGUUUUAAUAUUCUGGAUAUAGUGGGUGAUUCAAAAACUGUAAUAAAGAAAUGCCAAAGUACAGAUUUCGACAGAUCAACCAUUGGAGCACUCAUCAGAGAUAUCCAUAGCAAAAAGGCUAAUUUUCAAGAGAUAGAGUUUCAUUUUAUCCCUAAAACAGAGAAUACAUAUGCCCAUGUUCUUGCGAAAAAGGCUCUAAAGAAGGGAAAAAGCCAUUACUUAUUGGGUGGAGUUCCACAGUAUGUUCGCCGUGCACUAGAGAAAUUCUGGCCAAGGCUACCAGAUUGAAAGAAAAGGAAAGAAGGCCUCUUUUGGAAAUAGGUAGUAGAAGAUUAAAAGAUUUUUUGAAAACUGCUAUCAUUAAAAGCUGGAGCGAUGAUGUGAAUAGACACUGACUAAUGGUAUCCAAUUGUUGAUUUUGACUGGUAUAAGAUAAGAUUAGAUUUCCCUUUUAUUUGUUUUAUUUCAGCUUAAGUUUAUGGGCCAAUUCUGUGUGGACUGGAGCUCGUCUUUUAAUUUCGUUUUAAUAGGCUUUCAUUUCUGGAUUUAAAUCCAGUAUUGCUGCUACAAUUUGUUUAUGACAAGAAGAGUGAGGAAGCAUCCCAUGUAUUUGCAGAGGAAAUUAUAGUCAAACAUCAGCAACGAUCCUGCCAAUUCAUAUCUUCAUUUACCAAAAUCGUCUAAAAUAUAUUCAAAUUUGCUGUGAUUGCUUUGACUCUUCUCGAUGUUUGAAUGUUAAUCUGGCAUCCUUUGGACUAUUUAAUGUAUGAGAUGUACAUAUGUAUGAAGGAAUAUUUCAAUGUUUAUAUUUAAAAAGGAUCAAAUAAUGCCCUAUCCAAUACAAUUUACAUCGUAAUGAUUUAAGGGUUUUAUGUAAAAUGAAUCAGACUAUUUGGUUAGUUGACGUCCAAAAUGCGUAUUUUAAGAUUAUAAAAUGAAUUUGGUGAAUUGGUGGCGCUAUGAGGUGAGUGGAUCAGCUAAGGACAAAUAUAGUUGAUCAACGGUCUAAGCUUGACAUUAGAAACGACCCAAGUCAGUCUUGAAACAGUUCUCUCCCACUUUUACCACAACCCAUUCCAACACGACCUAACUUCGGUCUGAAUUUUUGGUUAAGGUUCAUUUUUAUUUUUUAAUUUUUCCCGCAAAAAAAAAAAAAAAAUCAAAAACCUCGACAUUUCCACACGCCAUUUCCUAUUACCCAAACACCCCACCCUAUUUAUACACACGCACACCCGAUCUCCCUUCGUUUUCAAAUCAGUCUAGUGAACCUAAAAUCCCAAAUCUGAAGGAAAAAUAAAAUUACCAUCCAUUUUCUUUUCUCAUUCGUUUCCAGAAAAUGGUUGAUUUAGAUUGGAAAGCGAAGAUGGUCUCUUCCGAUAUCCCAAACAAAUCCCCAAAACUUUCUAAUAAGCUUCAGGUUUCGAUUCCUACGCCGUUUCGCUUCUCCAAUAUUUCAUCUCCACUUUCGACUUCAGCUUCGGCUUCCUCCGCUUACGAUUAUUAUCUCCGGCUACCGGAGUUGAGGAAGUUAUGGGAGACAAAGGAGUUUCCAGCUUGGCAAAACGAGCGCGUUUUGAAGCCCGCUUUGCAUGCUCUCGAGAUCACAUUCAGGUUUAUUUCGAUUGUUUUGUCUGAUCCUAGAUCGUAUUCGAACCGUCGCGAAUGGAAGCGUCGACUCGAGUCACUCACCACGAGUCAGAUCGAACUCAUCGCCAUGCUUUGCGAGGAGGAAAACGAGGACAAAACGGCCGCUGGCACGGCGCCAAUCGUCGAUCUAACUUCUUCGAACGGAGUACUAGCUCGUGAGAGCAGCUCUGCCGAGGUCUGGAAGCUUCAUGGAGAAACAACGGUGGUCAGCCGAACCAGCAAAGACAGCUUGUUGCCUCGACUUGCCACGUGGCAGAAAUCUGAAGACGCCGCUCAGAAAAUCCUUUACACCAUUGAGUGCGAGAUGAGGCGUUGUCCGUACACUCUAGGUUUAGGAGAGCCGAACUUGUCCGGCAAACCGAGCCUCGAUUACGACGCCGUUUGCAAGCCAAACGACAUCCACGCGCUUAAAAGGAGCCCGUACGACCACUGCAUCGAGAACCACGAGAACGCAACGCUUUUCACGACGCAUCAGAUCCUGGAAUCAUGGAUCCAAACGGCGAAACAAGUACUGAAACGCAUCGCUUCGAGGAUUGACGCUGAAAUCUUCGAAACCGCCGCGAGCGAUUGUUAUUUGAUGGAAAGGAUCUGGAAGCUUCUAGCGGAAAUCGAAGAUCUCCACCUCUUAAUGGACCCCGACGAUUUCCUUCACCUCAAAAGUCAGCUACUGAUAAAACCGGUCAAUGAAACGGAAGCGUUUUGUUUCAGGUCGAAAGGCUUGGCUGAAAUUACGAAAAUCUCCAAGGAAUUGAAACACAAGGUUCCGUUUAUAUUGGGUGUGGAGGUGGAUCCUAAGGGCGGACCCAGGAUCCAAGAAGCUGCGAUGAGAUUGUACUCAGAGAAGCAGGAGGGCAAUAAGGUCUUCCUCGUACAAGCUUUGCAAGCCAUCGAAGGAGCUUUAAAACGGUUCUUUUACGGAUAUAAGCAGGUGUUGGUGGUGGUUAUGGGGAGUUUAGAAGCGAAAGGGAACCGAGUCGUGGCCGGCUCCGGCUCGGUCGAUUGGUUGAGCCAGGUAUUCUUAGAGCCUACUUAUUUUCCUAGUUUGGAUGCGGCUAAGACUUUUUUGGGCGAGUUUUGGAAUCGUGAACUCGGUGGAUCUGGGUUGACUCGAUGGAAGAACUGAUGACUCGGUGCCACUCAUUUUGAUUAGAAACUAAAGAUAAAAUGCACAGAUUGGAAAAUCGAAAAGAAGCGGAAGAUUAAUUAUUCUUUCUAGUCUUGAUGCUUGAGAGUCGAUUAUUGUUUUUAUAUUUAAUUUUUUUGUAUACUUAUAUUCUUGUAAAAUAGAAAUUCAUUAUUUAUAAAACUGUAUCCAAUUACUAUAAA
Gossypium arboreum is the source of this 3174-nucleotide messenger RNA. Its product is annotated as nematode resistance protein-like HSPRO2. Gene Ontology annotation, molecular function: heme binding; metal ion binding. NCBI's taxonomy places the organism in Eukaryota, Viridiplantae, Streptophyta, Magnoliopsida, Malvales, Malvaceae. The transcript has a single exon. Bases 1538 to 2971 code for a protein of 477 amino acids. The record is from RefSeq and is a predicted model, not a curated record. Gene Ontology annotation, biological process: defense response.